Molecule: messenger RNA, 1488 nt
Organism: Lachancea dasiensis
Lineage: Eukaryota; Fungi; Ascomycota; Saccharomycetes; Saccharomycetales; Saccharomycetaceae
Source: the annotation of a GenBank genome assembly
AUGAGUAGCGAAAUUCCGAUACCUGUUCUUCAAGAUUACGGUUUAACUGGAAAAACGGGUUUUUUGCCGGGUGAAUUUCCGGUGACAGAGCUGAGCGAUCCGUACUAUGGCAAAUGGGAGAGCGUGGUUAGGAUUCUGCCAUCAUUGCUUCUCUCGAAGCGAAUCAGGAUGGUGGUUGAUAAGUUACCUCAAUUGGAGGUGAAACCAUCUCUGCUGGAAAAUACAGCACAACUGAGGAGGGCUUACUCAGUCCUUUGCUUCAUUGCAAAUGCUUACGUUUGGGGCUACGAUGAACCCCUCGAUACGCUUCCUGAUUGUAUUGCUCAGCCACUUCUGCUCAUUAGCGAGCGACUGGGACUACCCCCAUUGGCAACAUAUGCGUCGCUGAUUCUUUGGAACUACCAGCCCAUCAUACACGAUUCGGAUCUCGUGGAAGACAUUUUUGAUUUGCAAAAUCUGACUACCAUUAACACUUUCACUGGCGGUAUUGACGAAAGUUGGUUUUAUCUAGUGAGUGUCUUUUUCGAAAAAAAUGGUGGCCAGUGCAUCGAUGCAGGUCUCCAGGCCAUCCAAGCUACGAGAGAGCGGGACUCCAAGAAACUACGCUCUUUGCUGGAGAACAUGGCGCAAGGUAUCGAUCAGCUUGGCUCUCUUUUGAUGAAAAUGGAGGAAAUGUGCGAUCCACAUGUUUUUUACUACCGGAUAAGACCCUAUUUGGCCGGUUGGAAAAAUAUGGCAGAUGCGGGGCUACCAAAUGGUGUGAAGUAUGGACCUAAUGGAUCCUAUCAUCACUUUGCCGGUGGUUCCAAUGCCCAAAGUUCUUUGAUUCAAGCACUUGAUAUCUUAUUAGGGGUGGAGCAUUUCGCUAUGGGCCACAAGAAACCGCAGCAAGAGGCUAUUUCUGCCAAAACUGCAAGCAAUUCGUUCAUUAACGGAAUGAGAGAGUACAUGCCCAGAGAACAUCGGACGUUUUUGGUUCAUUUGGAACAAGUGAGUACUAUAAGGGACUACGUGCUGUCCCAUAAAUCAGAUGAAAAACUCACACUUGCUUACGACGCGUGUCUUGGUAUGCUUAAAUCUUUCCGCGACAAGCAUAUUCAAAUUGUUUCUCGCUAUGUCAUUUUGCAGGCGAAUAAGAAGCCAUUAUCCGGAUCUAAGAGCAAAACAUACAGAAGUGGGCUAUCCAAAGGUCAGGGUAAAAAGGAGCAGACGGGUACAGGUGGUACAUCAUUAAUUCCAUUUUUGAAACAGUGUCGGGACGAAACCGGUAGUGUUGCUGCAAGUGAUUGGGGUAAAAAGAUGUUAAGUACUGGUGUUUUGCAGGUUCAAAGCUCAAGCAGCAUUGUCGGAAUCCGCAAGCGCCCUACUGACGAUGAGAAAUUAGGAGAAAUAGGUGAACGAAAGAGGACCAAGGUAGGUUUAGCGGGCGAUUGGAAAUCGGCCGAUGACGAUGAUGAAAUUGUCAGCCGUUCCACUGGACAUUGGUAA